This is a messenger RNA of Pseudomyrmex gracilis, 1966 nucleotides long. RefSeq lists its product as uncharacterized. Lineage: Eukaryota; Metazoa; Arthropoda; Insecta; Hymenoptera; Formicidae. The record is from RefSeq and is a predicted model, not a curated record. Bases 115 to 1611 code for a protein of 498 amino acids. Gene Ontology annotation, cellular component: Cajal body. Gene Ontology annotation, molecular function: U2 snRNA binding; U1 snRNA binding. Gene Ontology annotation, biological process: spliceosomal snRNP assembly. The transcript has 6 exons.
CCACUGUAGGACAACCAAAAACAACGUGGGAACAGUUGAUACUCGUAUCGCUUUUGGUUGAGCCGGUCGCACAUUUGAAUUCGGACAAACUCAGAAGUACUCGAAAGUUUCAAAAUGAUAACCGCGGAAGAAGUCACAAUAAGACAUUUUAGACUUAAAGUUAAUCUAUCCAAGUUUUUCCAAGAUGCGCGGAAAUUCUGCUGGAUUUUCAUUAACGGAACGAAAAUCCGACAGGUUAUGCACAUAAAACAACACAUUAGCUCUGUAUUUAACAUCACAGAACCGUUUCAUUUGUUGUUGAACGACGCAGAAUAUUUGCCGCCAAAUGAAGAUGUGCGAAUACUUAAGGAAAACGAAACGAUUCUAGUAGUCCCAGGUUCAGGUAUAGAUAACGAGAAUGUUAACAAAACUGAGAUGCACAAUAGAUACAUAGUUAUUGGACAAGAUAAGAAAGAUCAAACAAGAAACGAUCUCAAAGCAGAGAUAGUUAAUGGUGAAACACCAUCAUCUCAUCAUGUGAACACUACAGCAUUAAGCCAUACCUUGAACAAUACACGAUUCUCAAUAAAUAAUACUACAGCAGACAUGACUUUUUAUAGCAUGAAGGAUGAAACAGUAAUUGAGAACCUUGAAGAAAAUGAUUCUAAAUUUUCAGAUAAUAGUAUAAUGGAGGAUACUCAUAUGUUAGAUGUUUCUAAAUCUCUAAAAAUAACGUCAAGUUCACAAGAUAACACAUAUUAUACUGAGGAUACCGAAGAAGAAGCGGAUUCUAAAGAUACAGAAGACACUAAAGUGAAAAAGGAAAUAAAUCUAGGAAACUUUCUUGUUCCAAAAAGAAAACGCGUGCGAAAACGAAAACCAAGAAUUCGAUCUCAAUCGCACAUAUUACAUUCAGAUAUCAAUGAUGAGGAAAAGGCAAAGAAGCCGAGAAUUAUAGACUCUUAUAUUAUUCCCUCUGGAAAACAUAUUAAAUUUAACAUAGAAGAUGACGAGAAUGAUGUUGCAAAAAAGAUAGUUCAGGAAGUAUCGGGAAAUGAAUCUUCCGUCGGCAUUUAUAAAGAUUUAAAAGAUUUCCCGUCCAGAGAAAGUAGUCUUUCGACACUUUUGGCAUUAAGACAAUGCUCAACACCAAAAACGUAUGUUAAUAACAAGAUAAAAGUAAUUAGAGUGGAAAGUUUACCCAAUAAUGAAAUAAAAACCAAUAUGCCAAAUGUAAUUAAGAUAGAAAAUGUUAAGAACGUAGAAAAGAACACUUGUGAUAACUCAACUGACAAAGAAAUACAUAAAGAAAGUUUGAAAGAUUCCGAAUUUUCUGUGGAAAAUUGUCCAGUCAUAAGUAGAAAACCACAAGUUGAAGAUAUUAUUGCUUUUAAAACGUUGAAAAUUGGAACAGACUUCACACCACAACUAUCCAAUUUUAUUGUAGCCAAAGUGAUGAAAUUUUGUGCGCAGUCCUUAACCUAUACUCUUAAAAUAAUUAAUGGCAAAGAAGAGGUUCAAGUACCGUUUGGAAAAUUCUCUGUUUCUGAAGAUGAAUCUGUGUCGGAAAAUGACACAGAUACGUUUAAACUUAAUUACUCACAGAUGCAAGAUCUACGUUUAGUUGUGUAAUCUUCCGUUUUGUAUUUUGUUAUUCUGCCAUUUUACUUUUCUUUGGCAUUUGAAGCGCAACAUAUUGUUUUUAUUUUGUCACGUGGAUAUUGCAUUACGGCUCUAUGAUAAUAUUAAUCAUAAUAUUAACCACGUUAUGUUUUCGUACAUCUAUUAUCACAUGAUAUUUUUAACUUUAUACUCUUAUGACUUGUAUGUGUGAUAAUUUGAUUUGAGUUGAUUUUUAUUAUUAAAAAGUCGUCCAACGUAAUUUUUACUUUUGAACUAACUUUUUUGUGAUGUUGCGCUUUUAUAAAAUGGUAGAAAUAUUAUUUCUCUGUUCGUGCGCGUUUGUUCGAGUACGUUUAUAUUUUCA